Polypterus senegalus (gray bichir) is the source of this 3491-nucleotide messenger RNA. RefSeq names its product chromobox homolog 6a (gene cbx6a). The record is from RefSeq and is a predicted model, not a curated record. The transcript has 6 exons. Bases 20 to 1654 code for a protein of 544 amino acids. NCBI's taxonomy places the organism in Eukaryota, Metazoa, Chordata, Cladistia, Polypteriformes, Polypteridae.
CUGGUCUGUCGGAUAGAAGAUGGAGCUGUCUGCUGUGGGGGAGCGAGUGUUCGCCGCCGAGUCCAUCAUGAAGCGACGGGUCCGCAAGGGUCGAAUUGAGUAUUUAGUCAAGUGGAAAGGAUGGGCCGUCAAAUACAGCACCUGGGAGCCCGAAGAAAACAUUUUAGAUGGCCGCCUGAUCUCCGCCUUCGAGCAAAAGGAACGUGAAAGAGAGCUCUACGGCCCAAAAAAGAGGGGACCAAAGCCAAAGACCUUCCUUUUGAAGGCUCGUGCUCAGGCUGCAGAAGCAGUCCGGAUUUCUGAAUUGCACUUCCCUGCUACUGUUAAGUCUCCCUCUCACUCCCAUACGCCUAAUCACUCCACACCGCAUCACCAUCACAACCACCGUCAUCAUCAUCCAACUUCUACUCCAGCUAUUUCGGCCAAGCUGCACUCGGGGGCAGCAGCUCAUAAGCUCAAGAAGGACAUCCGCCGCUGUCACCGCAUGUCUCGCAGACCACUUCCAAGGCCUGACCCUCUUGCUGGUGCUGGCACCCAUUCAAUCUCUUCUUCAGGGACAAUUGGGGGUCCUCAACUCCUCCGUCCUCCUGUGUCCCCCUUUUCUGAAACAGUAAGAAUUCUAAAUCGCAAGGUCAAGCCCAGAGAGCCCAAGAAGGGGCGUAUCAUCCUGAAUCUUAAGGUUGACAAAGGAAAUGGGACCAAUAAUAAUAGCGCCAUAGGUGGGACAACAAGCGGCAAAAUUUCCCCCAGGAACCCCCCUGGACGUCCAAAAAUUCCUUCGCGCAACCGAGUUAUUGGCAAAAGCAAGAAGUUUUGUGAAAGCAGCAUAACAAUGAGGGGAGCCCCUGGCCAUAUGAAGUUUGCAGGGUUCACUCUCUAUGGGAAACACACUUCACCUCCCAUUUUAAGUUCAGGGUCUCAUUCCUUGCUUCCUAAUUCAGCAUCAGCUUCCGCAGUUUCUGGGCGUCACACUGCUCUUAUUACUUCAAAUGUAAUGGGACAUCCUCCUAUUUUGCCUUCUGUCAACCAGUCUCCGGCCAUAGCUGGCCCCACUUCUAACACAACGGCAGGCCAUUACCAAGGAAGUUCUCCCUCUUCCAGCAGUUCAGCGUCCACGUCCUCAUCAAGCAGCUCUUCAAGUUCUAGCAGCAGCUCCUCCAGUGGAUCCGACUGUCCUCCAUCCCCUCCACACAUUCAGCCGCCUUCUGCGGUGCCAUCGCUUACUCAUCCUGAAUCGCCGCCACCACCCAAAUUGAGUCCACAGACUGAUGUCGCAGGCUCAAGGCCGUCGCAGCACCUUUCCACAUCAGAUGAAGAGGAUCUUGAUCAGGAUGACGACGCAGAGGAUGAAUCUAGAGUUUUAGAUCUUUCGGUGUCCCCAGAAUCUUCUGGAACUGCUACAAGCAAUAAAAAACACUCAUCUCCUGUGAACAACAAUAAGGAUCUCCAGCUUCCACCGUCCCCCUCUUCACCGCCCGCUUCCGCUGAUGUUACCUCCACAUUUGAAGCUGAUCCUGACUGGCGUCCAGAAAUGGCUCCUUGCUGUGCCAACGUGGUAGUGACAGAUGUCACCACAAAUUUGCUAACAGUCACAAUCAAGGAGUUCUGCAAUGCACAGGACUUUGAAAAAGUGACCACUGGGACCAAACAGUGAGGCCAACAGAAUGAGGAGCCAGGCAGUAAGCAACAGGGUUUCGCCAGGCUGAAAGUUCUACAUCUGAAGCAGAUGGAGUAUCUUCCUGUUCAUCGUCCUGCAAGGCUUACUCUUCAAAGAGGCUUCAACAGAUUAUUUCUGUGAGAUGGUGCAAUUGGGGUUCGGGAGGGUGUUUGGGUUGGGUUUGGGAUGUUGUUAGUUUUCCAGUGGUUGUCUUUGCUUGGCCCAUUUUUGUUUAGCAGUAUGGGCUCAUUAGAUUAGUGAGGCCACCUCCUUUUCUUCCUGGCAUCAGAAAAGUUCAUUCCUAGCUGCUGCUCAAUUCCUGCCUUGGCCUCCCCCCCUCCAUCCCUGACCUAUUGAUAUGAGGUCUGGUCAGAUCACAGCAUCCGCCCUUAUCCAGGAGAAACCGGAUUCUACGAGGCAAGUUCAAGUGGUGAUCUCAUCAGGCCAACCGCAACAGGGGAAGGUGAACCGAGUUGAGCUGAGCUCUUCUGGCCGUACCUGUUAAGACAGUCGCUGAGCUUAUUGGAUCCUAAUGCAGGCACCCAUCGUUGGGAAGCUUUUUCUCAGCUUAAGCCAUUUUAAUAUAUAAAUAUAUAUUUUUUUUGGCCAGUGCAACACAGGUGACCACUUGGAUACAAAUCAAUAAGAUUUUAAGCUGAAUGGGUAUCAAAUGCCCAAGUUAUAGUGUAAAAGACAAGAAAAGCAAAAUGAAAUGCAUCCUUUCAUCCAUGUGAGUGGUUUGCCAGCUGCUGCGGAGUUCGUCUCUGGUUUGACUGGCCUCUUCAAUAAAUACUGGUGCUAACCAGAAACCGCCUUGAGCUACAACCGUCCACUGGUAACUUGAUGCUUCAAAACAUAUGGCAAAAAAAAAAAGACUUUAUGUAAAACAUGGAGUUAAGAGAUUAAGGACAAAGAAAAAAGAGAGAAUGUAUAUAGAAGCACAGCGACUCCACUGUCGGGUUCCCCUCCGUGAUCAAAUUUGGAUGAUUUUUUUUUUUUUUCUGUUUAUCGUGAACAUUAUUGCCACUCGUUUUUAAACGCAGGCCUUGUAAUUGUUUUUUUGUUUUUAUUGUGAUCAGCUGCCUCUUAGCACUUAGAACAGAAAUACGAAUGCACUUUUAGGGAGAUAAACUUUGAACUGUUCCUGUUGUCAUUUGCUCUGAUUGAAUGAGGUUGGGAAUACGUCCAAUGGUUUAAAAAAAAAAAAAAGGGGUCCAAGGGCUGCGGGUUGUCCAUCCCACUUCCUUUAGUCACUGUAGUGUAUCAGACAGUCCUCUUCUUGCAUCAUUGUACAGCAACGGUUAAGAAGUGGACGAAGAUGAGAUGAAAGGUUUAACUUCCUACACUCUGUGCUGAUGAUGGUAGCAGUUCAAUGGUGCUUUAUUUGAUAUAGCAAUAUUGAAAAGGGAUUUCAAGGACACUGAAGUACAUGGGAAGGGAAAGGGAGUCGCUGUGUUUCUCGCACUUCUGUCAGUUCAUGGGGAAUGUAAAUUUUAAAACCGGCCCAAGUCAAGUGCUGAAAGCUUAAGAGCUUUCAGUUCACUCACUGUGUUUAUUAUUAUUAUUAUUAUUAUUAUUAUUACUACUAUUAAUAUAAUUAUUUUUUGGUUUGCAUGCAGGAAAGAAAUGGCAGUGUGGUGUUGACCUCUUUGGUUUACUUCCUGUUUGUUUGAGGGUCACUACAUGGCUUCAACAUUUUGUCCAUCUCUGUGCAUUGAAUUUUGAAGAGCCUUCAAUUCCUUGUAGCACUGGACUGUAGACGCAUGGUGAUUCGCAGUCGUUGUCGGUUUUUUUUAAAAAAGACUUGUUAAAGACCAAAGAUUAAAAAAAAAAA